This is a messenger RNA of Prorocentrum cordatum, 4461 nucleotides long. Lineage: Eukaryota; Dinophyceae; Prorocentrales; Prorocentraceae. The record is from the annotation of a GenBank genome assembly.
GCUCGAGCCGCUCGAGCCGCAGGCCCGGCGGCGCCCGAGGCUCCGCCGCAUGGGGCCGGCAUGGUCUCCCUGACCCCGAAGCUGAGCCAUGCGGUGCCGCUCGUGCGGAGCACCUGCGUCCUGGAGCCCCCGAAGCUGCCGCCGCUGCCGGAGGCCCUGGGCGGCGCCGGCGCCCCCUGCGGCGGCGGAGAGCUCCCCGGCGCCCGCGCCGCCGGGCCCCCGGGCGUGGCGGCGCCGGUCGGCCGCAGGCCGAGCCUGCCGCCGCUGCCGAGCCCGCACGACGCGGCCGCCGCCCCCGCGCCCGGGACGCCCCCGAGCUGGUGGUGCGCCGGCUGGGGCUCCGGGGCGAGCGAGGCCUCGGAGGGCGACGCCGCUCCGGCAGGCCGGCCAGCCUCCGGGGCCCUCGUGGCCGCGGGCGCCGCCGCCUCUGCGCGGCAGCGCCUGGAGAGGCUGCCGUCGCUGGCGAAGGCCGCGAGGGCCCGCAAGGAGCGGGCUGCCUGUCCGGUGCGGAAGCGCCCGGUGGCCUCCUACCAGUACAUCCGGCAGAGCGAGCUGGGCCCCGAGGGCUGCCGGGCCGUGCAGGCCUGGGCCCUGGGCCGCAUCUCCGGGCAGCAGUGCAUGCUCCGGCUCGAGCUGGCCGAGGCCGUGGUGCAGCUGCUCGGCGGCAAGGGGGGGCUGGGCGAGACGGAGCAGGACGAGGAGCUUGGCCGGGUGGCCCUGUGGGCCGUCGGGUGCAUCCGCCUCGGGGACACCGAGUCCCGCCUGCAGGGCGUCAGGGCAGACCUGGAGGACAAGUCGCCGGCGGAGGUCCUCCACGAGGCCUGCGCCGCCGUGCACAGGGAGUGCGGCGGGGACGGCGAGGAGGAGCUCGCGGUCGACGACCUGAACUGGGAGUGGGCGCUGCACCGGAUGGCCAUGCGCGCCCAGCGGGCCGGCGACUCUGACCCUGGGGCCGCCGUCCGGGUGCAGGUCUGGCGGGAGCUGCUGAGGGUGCACCUGGGCAUGGAGGAGCACCCCGGCGAGGGCGACCAGUGCCUGCAGCUCGCGAGCCGCGCCGCAUCGCCACGGGCGGGCCGCCUGGAGCACGGCGCGGACGACACGGCGAUGCUGGCGUGGCUGCGGCGCACGGAGCACGAGAUCCGCGAGGCGGCGAGCGCGUACUCUCCCUCCCAGCUACAGCACGAGGCCGACCGCCUGCUCGAGUACGUGGAGCAGACGAUCCGCGUGGCGGCCUGGCUCCGGGAGGCCCUGGAGGGCUGGCAGCGCUUCGACCCCUACCGCAUCAUCGGCGUCCGCAGGGGGUGCACCAGGGCGGAGGUCAAGCGGUGCUUCUACAAGAAGGCGCUGCUUUUGCACCCGGACAAGGGCGGGGACAAGGCGGCCUUCCAGGAGCUCCAGCGGGCCUACGACGAGAUCCUGCGCGAGCUUGACGGCAAGGCCGGCGAGGAGGACCCAGAGGCCGAGGAGGAUGAGGCCGAUCGGAGCAGCGCCGACUCGCCGAGGUUCCGCCCCGACAAGAGGCAGACCGCCGAGACCAAGCAGGACGCCAAGGAGGGGGAGCGCGGCGACCGGCCGGGGGGCGCCGCGGCGCGGAAGCCGGGCAGGCCAAACCACGACGCAGACGAGGCUCCGGAGGGCCAGCUCGGCUGGCUGGCGCGCGCCGCGCUGGACGCCGCCGAGGGGGCGGGCCAGUGCGCCACGGAGGCGCUGCAGCACUGCCGCGAGGCGCGCGACGCCUUCGAGGAUGAGCCGGUGGACUGGGACGGCGGGCGCGAGAACGCGGACGUAGGCCUCGCCGCCGCGCGGGCGGUGGCCGACGCGGGGACGGUCGUCGCCAAGUUGCUGGGGAAGAUGCACGAGCUGUUGCAGGCCCGGCGGGGGCAGUGCGCCGCGGAAGGCGAGGAGCGGGGCGGGGCCGGACAGGGCUCAGAGGUGCUGCAGGGGGCGGCCGAGCUGGCGCGGGAGGGGGCCGGGAGGGUGAACGUGGCGUUGGCGUUUUGCCUGCAGACGCUGGCGGAGUCGACCAUCACGGUCUACCACGACGACGGCGCUGUCACGUCCGCGUGCUCCGAGGACAGCGGCGAGACCUCCGUGGAGCGGCGGCUGGCCGCGAGCGCGUGCGAGGCCAUGGUCGCCGUCGCACGCGCCGCGAAGCAGCUCGCCGUGGUGGCCCUGGACGCCGCUGAGGCCGCCGCGGGCGCGUGCGCGCGCGCGCAGGAGGCCGACAGGUCGCUGCUGGAGGAGGCCGAAGACCAGGAGGCCUCGGGCGGGUCCUGCGACGAGGACGGCGGCCGGGAGCAGCAGGGGGGCGGCAGCCCCCGGGGGGCGCCCGGCCGCCCCGGUAGCCCGGGGGCCGCGUCGCCGGACGCGGAGGCGCAGCGGAGGCUCGAGACCAGCCACGCGGUGAGCCAGCUGCACGAAGCGGUGCGCAUGCUGCGGUGCACCAACCAGGAGCUGCUGAGGCUCCAGCGGUCCGCGCAGGAGCUGACAGCCCCGCGGGCGGCGGCGGCGCCCGCGGCCGUGCUCGCGAGCCGCGGGGAGCGUGCCCUGGCGCUGCUGGCGGAGUUCCUGGACGAGGCGGCCGUGGGCUUCCAGGCGGCGCUGCAGGACGCCUGGAGCGACGACGGGGAGUGCUGGCCCGACGUCUUCCAGAGCUUCACGGCGCAGGCGCUGAAGUCGGCCUUCGGCUUCAUCCUGCAUUCCACCCCGGACCUGGCGGUGCCGCUCGACCCGCGGGCGCAGGCGCUCCGCGCGGCGGCGGCGCUGGACUCGGAGGCGGUGGUGGACAUGCUCAGGGCGCAGGUGCUUCCGCGCCUGCGGGGCGCCGUGGUGUCGGCCGUGCUGGACGCGGCCUGCGGCGACGGCGCGUCUCGGGCCCUCGAGGACCCCGAGCUGCUCGAGGAGGCCGGCCUCCUGGCCGUGGACCGCGCCCUCCGCCAGCUGCUCGAGUCCGUGCGGCUGCUGGGCUCGCGCGGCGCCGCGCUGCGAGCCGCCUGGCGCUCGCCGUGCGCCGCGGAGCCGCCCGAGGCGCUGCCGGGACGCCUCAACAUCAUCGCUUACCUGAAUUGGCUCAACAAUCCGAGGUACGCGCUCCAGAGGCAAGAGGCUUGGGAAAACGCUGCUGACCGUUACUUCUCGGCCCUCCGCGACAUCAGGCACGAGAUGCGGAUGUACCUCGGGAACAAUGCUCCUGCGCGCGUUCGUGAGCACUUGGUGGCCCCUGGGUACUCUGGCUCUGGAGUGUUCCUCACACCUGCCUCUGUCGGUGAGGCCCAGCCCAUGGCCGUAACAGGGUCGGAGGAAGCGACCUUGGGCUGGACUGAAGCGGCGCCGCCUGGGUGCUCGAGCGAGGCAGCUGUGUGCCUCGCCCACGCGAGCUCGGGCUGGCCUGGCGUGGCGCCGCCUGCGUGCCUGAGCGAGUCUACGCUGCAAUGCCUCCUGACCGUCGACACCGGCACGGUAGAGCCCCCCAGCCGGCGUAUCCAGCGGCGCAGGCGGCAGUUCCUGCAGGCGGCCGACGCAGCAGCACGCGGCGAGCUAUGUGCCGCCGCGGCCGCUGCCCGCAAACCCCGCCCGCAGCGCACGCACGUGGCUGCCGCUGCUCGACAGCUCUGCCCUGAGGCCUUCGACGCCGCCAUUCGUCGACGCCUCAGUGCCUGGUGGCCUGGCCUGGCGAUCCCCCCAGACCUCCGCCAGAGGUGGCGGCGCCUCAAAGCCCAGCUGGCGGUCGCUGCCCCUGGCACUUGCUGGGCCACCGUCCGCGCCCUGGCAGGCGCCUUGCCCACCUCUUACCGCGUGCGUGUGGGGCAUCCCCGCCUGCCCUGCCAGUGGCGCUGCGAGGGUGGCACAGACCAGAUCUCGCACUACCUGGACGUGGAAGUGGUGCUCGGGGUGCCGCGUGUGGCGGCGGCGGCAAAGGCGGUAGAGGCGGACGCGGGGGAGGUCAGCCAGACGGUGUUUGGGGCGGCAGUGGCGGAGGUGCGCUUCUUCCGCGACCAGGAGCAGGGCACUGACUACGAGGUCCGCGUGCAUUGCACGAACCAGACCCUCUGCGAGAGCAGCAUCAAGCACCCCGAGAUCUUCAGGGUCGUACCCACGGUAAACUCGGAGUACUGCACCGACCUCGCCAGCCCGAUGCUCGCGUUGCUCCGAGCCAGCGUUCCACUCGGCGCGGGGCACCCGCGUGACAAGUUCGUGCUGGUCUCCGAGAACGCCAUUCCGAUUAAGCCGUUCGGAGAGAUACGGCAGAGCAGCCUCGCACGGGCGGAGGCGGAGCAUCAGGAGGCGGGGCAGGUGUUUGGCGGCGCGGCUGCCGAGCUCCAGCAUUUCGAGCACCAGUGGCGGGCGCUGUGGCAGCGGCGCGUCCCGGAGCUGCCCGACAGCGAGCACCAGCUCGUGGAGCUCGACUCUCUGCCACCCUUCAGAGACUGCCGUGGACGGCCAGACUGGUGCGCGCGAUGA